This is a messenger RNA of Zychaea mexicana, 234 nucleotides long. RefSeq lists its product as uncharacterized. The transcript has 2 exons. Gene Ontology annotation, biological process: regulation of transcription by RNA polymerase II. The annotation marks the transcript as partial. NCBI's taxonomy places the organism in Eukaryota, Fungi, Mucoromycota, Mucoromycetes, Mucorales, Lichtheimiaceae. The record is from RefSeq and is a predicted model, not a curated record. Gene Ontology annotation, molecular function: RNA polymerase II cis-regulatory region sequence-specific DNA binding; DNA-binding transcription factor activity, RNA polymerase II-specific. Gene Ontology annotation, cellular component: nucleus.
AAGCCUCCGUACUCUUACGCGACGCUGAUUCGCUACGCGAUCCAGAACAGUCCGUCCAGGAAACUGACGCUAAGCCAAAUAUACCAGUGGGUAAUGGAACGUUAUCCUUACUACAGCACUGCCGGCACCGGAUGGAAGAAUUCGAUACGCCACAACUUGUCGCUCAACAAGAGUUUCGUGAGGGUGCCCCGACCGGUCAAUGAGCCAGGGAAGGGAUCGUAUUGGAUGGUUGAU